GGCCGGCCGCCUGCUCCCCCAGCCAGUCGGUGGGUCUGGGCACUGCAGCAGCCUCGGCUCCCGUCCAGCACUUGUCUGGGAGAAAAGUGGUGGACUCGCCCAGAGAGACUCUUUCCACCUUCCUUCUCUCUCGAUCGCUCUGUGUGCUUUCGUGUUUCUUUCUUUCUUUUUUUUUUUUUACUUAAUUAUAUUCCUAAUCCUGGAUGAAGUUGCUGGAUUCUGCAGCACAAGUCUUCAUGACCGAGCAGCACCGCUCAGAGAUUUCACGGCAUUCAAAGGUCACAGAACUGCCACUAUGGUUAAAUGUCUUGUUUAAUGGUUGAGAGGUGUGGCGAAAUCUUGUUUGAAAACCCUGAUCAGAAUGUCAAAUGUGUUUGCAUGCUAGGAGAUGUGCGACUGAGGGGUCAGACGGGGGUUCCUGCCGAACGCCGCGGCUCCUACCCAUUCAUUGACUUCCGCCUCCUCAACAAUACAACACACUCAGGGGAAAUCGGCACCAAGAAAAAGGUGAAAAGACUGUUAAGCUUUCAAAGAUACUUCCAUGCAUCGAGGCUGCUUCGUGGAAUUAUACCCCAAGCCCCUCUCCACCUGCUGGAUGAAGACUACCUUGGACAAGCCAGGCACAUGCUCUCCAAAGUGGGAAUGUGGGAUUUUGACAUUUUCCUGUUUGAUCGCUUGACAAAUGGAAACAGCCUGGUAACACUGCUGUGCCACCUCUUCAACACCCAUGGCCUCAUUCACCAUUUCAAGUUAGACAUGGUGACUUUGCACAGGUUUUUAGUCAUGGUUCAAGAAGAUUACCACAGCCAAAAUCCAUAUCACAAUGCUGUCCACGCGGCCGAUGUCACCCAGGCCAUGCACUGCUACCUGAAGGAGCCAAAGCUCGCCAGCUUCCUGACACCUCUGGACAUCAUGCUCGGACUGCUGGCUGCGGCCGCACACGAUGUUGACCACCCAGGGGUGAACCAGCCAUUUUUGAUCAAAACUAACCACCACCUCGCCAACCUGUAUCAGAACAUGUCCGUGCUGGAGAAUCACCACUGGCGAUCUACAAUUGGCAUGCUUCGAGAAUCAAGGCUUCUUGCUCACUUGCCAAAGGAAAUGACACAGGAUAUCGAACAGCAGCUGGGCUCCCUGAUCUUGGCAACAGACAUCAACAGGCAGAACGAGUUUCUGACCCGACUGAGAACUCACCUCCACGAUAAAGAUUUAAGACUGGAGGAUGGACACGACAGGCACUUUAUGCUCCAGAUUGCCUUGAAGUGUGCUGACAUCUGCAAUCCGUGUCGAGUCUGGGAGAUGAGCAAGCAGUGGAGCGAAAGAGUCUGUGAGGAAUUCUACAGGCAAGGUGACCUUGAACAGAAAUUUGAACUGGAAAUCAGUCCUCUCUGUAAUCAACAGAAAGAUUCAAUCCCUAGUAUACAAAUUGGUUUCAUGACCUACAUCGUGGAGCCACUCUUCCAGGAGUGGGCCCGCUUCACCGGACACAGCGCCCUGUCGGAGAACAUGCUCGGCCAUCUUGCACACAACAAAGCCCAGUGGAAGAGCCUGUUGCCCAAGCCGCACAGAGGCAGCGGCGGUGGGGGGGGCGGGGGCAGCCCGGACCUCGCAGGCCAAGGGACUGAGAAGGAGGAGCAGACUGUGACCACAGGUGACACCCCCUAGUGCCAGCCAGGCCUGCCCCCGGCUCUGCACACUGAGACUGGGAACCUCCUCGAGCAGAGGCCCCCUGGGAGGGGAGAAACCCUGAGGGGUUCUUGCCAUGAACCCAGCCACUCUCUGGGUCUCCUCCUGGGCCCUUUGGAAUGCCGCCCUCCUCAUACCUACCUGCCUCCCUCCUUUGUCCAAGUGUACAGAAGCCAUUCGCCACCUCAGUCGCCACCUCAGCAUUAGCUGCCGAUUGAGCAAGUCCAUCCAGUGACGUGGGAGCUGACCCCAGGGGCAGGCUCGCCCCACCAGGAGGAGAUCAGGGAGUAGGAGAGGGGUGCUGCUGCCGUGUCCCCCACGGCCUGGGUCACACCGGGUCACCGCGGGACGGGCAGCAGCCCUCAGGCCAGAUCGUCCUAGCGUCUGCCGUCUGACUGCUGAUCUGCGUGACGAAAACACCAGCAUAUUUGGAACUCCAAGGAUAUUGGUCUUAAGUGCAAGAGCACAAUGAGAGUGUGAGAGAAAGUACCUUCUAUUUUAAUAAUAAUUAUUAUUAAAAAAAAUAAUAAAUCUUUUUAACUUUUCUAUUGUAUGCACUAGACAAUGGAUCUAAAACUCUGGACUAAGGUUACUCGGUGUACCCAAACCUGAACAGGGGGUUCAUUGUUUUGUUACUGACUUUAUGCCACUUUGGGGCAGAGCUCUGGCAUCUUCUCAGUUCCAGAAACCCCGUUUCCCACCCGAUCCGAGGGAAGGUGCUGUACAGUCCAUUCCUUUGCACCGUUAGCCAAUCUGUCUUUUACCAAUAACUCAGAUUCAGUGACAUGUUUCUAUUCACACAUGUACAUUUUCUGUAAAUACCAGGCGCUACUGAGUCCCGUGCCGAAAUACGUGAGUAUUGUGGGAUCGCUACCUGUAUCAACAAUGGCACUGUGAACAGAUACUGUUAGUUUUAAUACAAGAGAAUGCAUCUGUAAAUAUGGUAUAGAGUUUAUUAAUAUACGAUUGUUUGCAGAUAAAGGCCUUAACUUUAAACAUCUUUCAUCUUCUGAAAGCUGCCCAACUUUAAAUCCUCACAGAUUGUCCUUCUGAGCUGCCUUCCCAUGUCCAUCUUUCUGCUUUCCAGCUAAGGUCACAAACCAAAACUGAAUAAAGUCUUUCUUUGAGGAAAUAUUUUGGAAACUUCACAUGCAUUCCGCUUGAGACCAUAGUGUUUAACCUAUGGCACCAAGCAGCGUUUCCUCAGACUAAUGAGACCCUGCAGCCAGCUGGAACUCCCUUUUCAACACAGCGACGUUGCACACGGUUCUGACGAGUCAGCUGAUAAGCUCGUGUUUGUGUGACUCUUGUCAUCCAACGUGGCAGUGUGUCAACCUCGCAGGAGACGUAGCAGGUCUCACAAACCUUCUGUGACCGUGUCAUCUAACCGUCAGGGAGCUUCCUGUACCCCUACCCCACUUCCGUCUGCUAUGGCUACAGUACCAAAGCACCUUUGGCUUAUGGUUGGCGUGCAUUUCUUUGGUGUUAAUAGUAACUGGAUUUUUCUUUUUCCUUAAUUUCAUGUGAACAACUACCCAAGUGUUUAGCUGAAGUUAACAUUAUUUAAGUGAAGAAGAUAUUUCAGUUUUCUGACAGAAUUGGCCUUCCUGGCAGGUCGUUGUGGUCAAUUAUGGCUCCAGAGUCAACUUGGAAUUUUGUUGUCGUUAUUUCUGCAGACACUUGGCCAUAAAAUCAGUUUGUUACAGCAUGCUCCAGUCGGCUAAACUCUGUGCAUUCAACCUUUUCUUUA
Messenger RNA from Ceratotherium simum simum (southern white rhinoceros), 3436 nucleotides. RefSeq names its product phosphodiesterase 7B (gene PDE7B). Gene Ontology annotation, biological process: signal transduction. Gene Ontology annotation, molecular function: 3',5'-cyclic-nucleotide phosphodiesterase activity. NCBI's taxonomy places the organism in Eukaryota, Metazoa, Chordata, Mammalia, Perissodactyla, Rhinocerotidae. The record is from RefSeq and is a predicted model, not a curated record.